Messenger RNA from Amphibalanus amphitrite, 2474 nucleotides. RefSeq names its product protein lifeguard 1-like (gene Lfg). Lineage: Eukaryota; Metazoa; Arthropoda; Thecostraca; Balanomorpha; Balanidae. The record is from RefSeq and is a predicted model, not a curated record. Gene Ontology annotation, cellular component: membrane. Bases 722 to 1474 code for a protein of 250 amino acids. The transcript is spliced from 6 exons.
GUUGCCACACAGAUGCAUUGUUUAAUUUGCAAAACGCCCCGACACCUGGUUUGUAAAAUGCCCAUACCAUUUUUACAUGUAAAAAUGUUUUACAUUCUUGCUGCUCUCGGGUUUAUGGGCCACCCUGUAUGAGAGUCGUACAUAAGCGGCGAUCCAUGUGACAGGGUCACACACUGCAAGGUGAUGGGCACGCCCGGACAUUGCCUUGUACCGCAGUCAGGUUUCAACUGUCAUGCAGUCGGGCUUCAACAGUCAUGCCAUGCAAAGCGUAACAAGGGGUACUGUGCCUCACUGGCCAGUAUGGUUGUCGGACGUUCUGUGUCGUGUCGCUGACUGUACAAGCCGUGCUGUGUCGCCUUAUGUACUCGCCCUUAAGUGGCCCCACCGGUGAGCCCCGCUCGCCGUCGGACUCUAUCCGAAUGGGGCACACGGCUGACCGAUCCUCGGCCGCCAUGGUGGAGGCGAGCUGGAGCACACGUGGAGAAGGAGCCGACCGGCCCGCCGUGCACGAGGCCGACCUUCUGAGGAGCGAGUUUGGCGUACCGGACGUACUCGCCAACAACUGGGUGCCCCGAGGGACGGCCGUGCCCGUUUUAGGAUUGGAGUCUAUUCCGACUCUGGAAAGUCCUGCUCACACCGGCCAGCCUCUGGUGGUCAGUGAUCCAGCCCGGCCAGAACCGCCGAGAGCCGCGCACCCGACGCCGCCGUGCCCACAGUGACCAUGCAGCAGCCCUCUGCGCCGCCGCCGCCCUACUAUGGCGGAGCCGCAGACGACUUCCACGAGCCGCUGACGGGCAGUGCGUUCGACUUCAACGAACAAACUGUUCGCAAGGGCUUCAUCAGGAAGGUCUACUCGAUCCUGAUGGCGCAGCUGGCUGUCACUGCCGGCAUCAUCGCCAUCUUCUUCGCCGAAAGUGUGCGCGAGUACGCCGUGCGCAACCAGUGGAUCUUCUGGGUGGCGUUUGCGGGCACGUUCGCCUGCAUCCUCACACUGGCCUGCUGCGAGGACAUGCGCCGCAAGACGCCCCACAACUUCAUCUUCCUGGGUGUUUUCACCGUCUGUGAGGGCGUCCUGCUCGGCUGCGCGUGCGCCUCUUUCAAGGCUUCCGAGGUCCUGAUGGCCGUUGGCAUCUGCACCGUGGUCUGCCUGGCGCUCACCAUGUUCGCCUUCCAGACCAAGUACGACUUCACCAUGCUGAACGGCAUCCUCUUCGUCUGCCUCAUCGUCCUCAUGGUGUUCGGACUCUUCGCCAUGAUCUUCCCCGGAAAGGUGAUCAGUCUGGUAUACGCGUCGCUGGGGGCGCUGCUGUUCUCCGUGUACCUCGUGGUAGACACGCAGAUGAUGAUGGGCGGCAAGCACAAGUACACCAUCUCGCCCGAGGAGUACAUCUUCGCCGCCCUCAACCUCUAUCUGGACAUCAUCAACCUGUUCCUGUACAUUCUGCAGAUUGUGGCGGCGGCCAAUCGAAACUGAGCAGAGACGCGACGUGGUCCGUCGGCGCCGCCCCGGCUAGCGGGCGGGUGACCGGCGCCGCGGUCCAGCCGGGGCUGCCGGCACCCGAUCAGGGUCGCUCUGAGUUUUCCAGUGUCCGCGGCAGCAGGAGGCCCGGUCUGCAGACAUGUACCUAUAGAUGUGAUAUGGGCUCGUUUGGCUGGGGUGUUACGCUGUUUUGAAAGAACCACGUCUUGCUUUGUGUGUAGCGUUUCCUGAGAGGUGUUAUCAUUAAACUGGGUACUGUCUUUUUCGGUCAAUAAGUGUGUUGUCCAUUGCCCUAGCGUGUUCUCUCGACUUUGAAUCGGUUAAGUGGUCCAAAUUCCGGGCUUCAUUUUUGGGUGUAGAUCACAAGUUUUGCUUGGUUUCAACUGUAUAUUGUUAUCAUUCUAUUCGGGUAGUUCCUCGGCUUAUCACAUCUCUAAACGUACGAUAACUAAUGCACUUGUAUAUCAGAAACAGUGAAUUAACAGCGGUGAUACACUUCCAUUGUGUUGAGUCUGGCGUCAGCCUCUUAAGUUUAUUUCUCUAUGUUUAUGUUAUCAAAGUUAUCCCUCCAUGCGGCAAUGUGAACAGCGUGAUGUCUCAAUGUUUGCCGAUGCUGGCGCUAGCAAACUUAUCGUAGGUAUAUUGUAUAGUUCGGCGCCAGUGGUUCCGAUAAUUGCACUGGCCCGCCGACGCGCGCAGCUGUUGUCUGCUACCAACGGCUCGUGCUGAGCUACCACGCUUCUUUCGUUUGCUGCUUGCUGUUCGCGUCUGUCUGGUGUCCGUCAAUGUUUUCUGUAUAAAAUUAUCUUGCGUAAUAUCUAUCGCUGCGUACAUUGGCGGAUUAGGCUAAUUCCGGCGCCAAGCUUAGGACAACAAUUGUGUCUUGUAGCGAGAAACAUUUGUGAUUCAAUGGGGCUGUUCUGCGGUGAAAUGUUAAACCUGUUUAGUCAUUUGUUAUUUGCAGAUCCGUGAAUAAACGUUCAGCGAACAUUUA